UUUGACCUGCCUAGCUUUCAAAAGCUCGACAAUCAAGCUGAACAGUUGCGAGGCUUGCGCUGAUCGAGGGCAUUGGAUGAAAUCCAGAACUCCAUCCCUGUAGAUUGAAGUUGAACAUCAGUCAAGUGCAAUGACAAAAGGUUGCAGGCUGAGUGCUCAGGAGGAAGUUAGGGAGUACGCGGGGCCGGACGUGGCAAGUACUUACUGUAAUACUUACAGCUCCACACGUUUGAAUUCAAGGAAAACUUUCGCAGAUGUUGCUGCUCCCCAGUUCAACUCUGAUGAGAGCUCCUGCCUUGCUACUGCACCAAUUGUCACAUCGAUUGCUGAUUACUUGCUCAAGCUACAUUACUUCCGCGCUCGAGCAGUUGUGGCCUCCUAACCUGCAAUCCCACGAGUGUCACCUCCUGGCAACAUCCUGCUCCACAAGCCUGCUGCAAUGCUAAACUCUGACCACAGUUCUUCUUAAGAUACAAGUAAGCAGCCAGGAUAGACAUAGAGGAGCUCCAAUGGCUGAAACACCACUCCUACUCCCCCAAAUGACAGCAGUCACAGAGAGCGGAAUCCAUGCCGGAGGCACAUUUCCCUCUGCUUUUAUGAGGAAUUGUGGGCAGGAAAACGUUUUGCUGCGCACAGGCGAGCCAGUCGUGUCCACUGACAAGAAGCGGCGUGUGAGGGAACGGCUGAAAGAAGCCGAGAAGCGGCUGCAGAAGAACCAGCCAGUUGCACUGAGGUGGAGAGAAGCAGGCAAGGCACUGAUGGUCAUUCUCGAGGACCUAACCGUUCUACAGUACAAGUUUACGGACGCCCGUGGCCCGCCGGACGUCCAAAGCAUCAAGAUCGAUCACUCCGUGGCGGACCAAUCCCAAGAGCGGCUUCUAUCAGCGGACAUUGGGGUCACGUGCCAGCUCAUGGUGGCCAGCACCCGCAAUGGUCGCCUCCUCCUCUUCGACGCGCGCAAGCACGAGCGGGGUGCUGCGGGCGACCACCUGGGCGCGUCCGGCACGCGCCUGCUGGAGGCCCUGACGGCCAGCUCGGUGGCCCUGCCCGGCCCCGCCUCGCGCGUGCGCAUUAAUUGCAGCAGUGACCUCGUGCUCGCGCAGUGCGGCAGCCACGUCGUCAUCAUCCACGUCACGAGCGGCCCCCAGGGCCGCAAGAGCGGCCCCGCCGUCCGCCAGAUGUUCCUCUCCCCGGAGGAGGCCGACAAGGCGCGCGCGCCCACCGUCACGGAUGACGUCAUCUCGUGCCGCUUCAGCCGCCACCUGCCGAACCGCGUCCUCGUCGUGCAGCGCGCGCGCGCGCAGGGGACCUCGCUGGAGUUCCUGGCGCGCGCGUUCGAGUACCGAGAAGCCGAGCGACAACUGGACUUGGUGACGUCAUCCACCGUCGUCGGCCUCGAGAGCAACGUCACCGCCGUUGCUUGGAGCCCAAGGGAAGAUCAGGUUGUUUUGGGCACGCGCGACGGGGGCAUCUUUUUGCACGACCUCGGACGGGGCACGCUGCGGACGGUGCCGGGCUGCGGACGAGGAGAGGUCGACUUGCUAACGUGGCAUCCGGACGGCGCCCUGAUCGCGGCCGCUUUCGGCAACGGCGAGGUUCUGUUCUUGGACGGUGCGCUACAGCGGACGGAAUUGGAGUCCGAUCUGAAGCCGGCGCUCGAGAGCCUACACCUGUCCAAAGUGCACGGGUUUAAGUGUCACGUGGCGCUUUUCGAGUGGGCCGUUCAGCCGGCAAAGCCGGCGCCGGACUCCGCCGAGGGGAGUUGCCUGCACGCGGCGCUCGUGAUGGAGCGGGGUCCGGUAGACGUGCUCCGCUUUCCGGUCCGGAGUUCCGGCGGAAGACUGAGGGCGAGGGACGUCGUAAAGCACUAUAUCGAGGACGGAACGCCGGAAAAGGCACUCGAAGUCGCGGCCGCCCUGCCCGAUGCUCUCGAGCGCUACCACUGCCUGCUCCAGAUCCUGCCGGCCCUCCUGCGCCAAACCCUCAAACCCCGCGCGGCCGACGCGCUCCUCGACCGCGCCGCGCAGAUGAUCGCUUCGCCCACGUGGGAUGACGUCAGCCCGCAGCAGCGGGAGGCGCUCCGCGCGCUGGCGCGGCGGUACGGCCAGAGACUGAUCCGCGCGGGGUGCGCGGAGCGCGCGUUUCGACUGGGAAGAAAACUGGAGGACGACGCUCUCCUUUCGGACGUCCUCGUUUGGGCCGUCCGAAACGACGAGGCCCCGCUUGCGGACGCUGUGAAGCGCCUCAUUGUGCAACCGGCUUUGGGAAACCGGGACGCCGGCGGCGGUCCGCUUUCCGCGGCCGCGAGCUUGCCGACACCCUCCGAGUUCCGCGCGUUAAGUGCAUUAGCUGUAUGGUAAAGUCUGCUGUCCUGUACAGCGCGUCUUGUGUCAGUCCGUUGUCUUGGCAACUAUAGUACAAGUCUGCAAGAGGAGAAAGGCUUGACAAAAGCCCACAAAUUAUAUGUUUCGGAGGGUUUGGUCGUCAUCCGAGUCGCCUUUCAGGUGAAUGAAACAUAGCGGCGAUUGCGAGUGGCCCGCUUUAAGAAAUCAACUGGUUUUGGAGGGUUGACGGAGAACGCAAACAAACACGAGUUUUUUGCUCCCCUAGAGAAUGUACUAAGAGGAUGUGGGAGUACUCGUGUAGAAGGGCGCAGACACUAGGGUGCCGGGAUGUGACGGGCGAGGCUCUCUAGCAUGUGGCAGAGGGCCUCGCACUGUCGGCUUCCCCGGGCCAGAAUGAAGAGGGUUCUUUCAAUCGUGGUCGUGAUUUCCUAUCCGCCAGAGCAUGUAUGGCCCAGAAGACGUCCAGGAAUAGAUACUUCAGCGGGGCCCGCCAUCAUGCCACUGGCCGAACUUUUAGUGGCCCUAAGUUCCCCU
Klebsormidium nitens is the source of this 2879-nucleotide messenger RNA. NCBI's taxonomy places the organism in Eukaryota, Viridiplantae, Streptophyta, Klebsormidiophyceae, Klebsormidiales, Klebsormidiaceae. The record is from the annotation of a GenBank genome assembly.